CGAGACCCACUGCGGCCUAGAGGGGCUUCCCUCCCCCUUCCUCUCCCUCUCCCCUUCCCCUUCCCCUCCCCUCCCUUCCCCUCCCCGACAGCGCCCCCUACCGGACCGGACCAUCAACCGAGGAGUCUUCGGCUCCUGAAGACCGAGUUUCCCCUCCCCCAGAGCUAGCCACAAGUCGAGAAAGUUCUCCACCUAUACAACCAGCACCGACCGAUGGCCCAGGUAGAGUUUGAGUUGGCAUGCGCGGCAGUCAAGCAGCUGACAGGUCCCGUGACUGAUGAGGAGAAACUGGUGGUGUACAGCUACUACAAGCAGGCCACCAUUGGGGACAUCAACAUCCCCUGCCCGGCGGUCACCGACUUCAAAGCCAAAGCCAAGUGGGAGGCUUGGAAUUGCCGAAAAGGGAUGUCCAAGCUGGACGCCAUGAGGGUCUAUGUGUCCAAAGUGGAAGAACUGAAGAGAAGGCAGUGUUAAGGAGACCACCUUCCCUGAGGGGAAGAACCAACUUAGUCUUGUUAUGGAGGGCGACUGAAUUCCUUUGAGACCAUAGGAAGCUAGCUAGGAACUAACUAAUAAAGCA
Dromiciops gliroides (monito del monte) is the source of this 580-nucleotide messenger RNA. RefSeq names its product diazepam-binding inhibitor-like 5. Gene Ontology annotation, cellular component: mitochondrion. Gene Ontology annotation, biological process: fatty acid metabolic process. Bases 214 to 474 code for a protein of 86 amino acids. Lineage: Eukaryota; Metazoa; Chordata; Mammalia; Microbiotheria; Microbiotheriidae. The record is from RefSeq and is a predicted model, not a curated record. The transcript has 2 exons. Gene Ontology annotation, molecular function: fatty-acyl-CoA binding.